Messenger RNA from Trichobilharzia szidati, 736 nucleotides. Lineage: Eukaryota; Metazoa; Platyhelminthes; Trematoda; Strigeidida; Schistosomatidae. The record is from the annotation of a GenBank genome assembly.
UCCCGCCAUACUGUUGGCGCCUAGUUUCUGUUUCAAUUGUCGCCUGUCUCAUUGUUUUGGAGCUGUCGAAUUAAAAUUCUCAACUUCCCUGAAUUAUUUGAUGAGUUGUCCGGUUAUGUACCCAAUAUGGACAGUGUCGUUUGCUGUUCAUGCGUGAGAAGAGGAAAAUGUCCGUCAGUUUUAAGUGUCAAAUGUACGUCGCAGCAGCAAAUAUUUUUUUGUCAAGAUAAGGAGUGCAUACAUUACUUCCUGCCUCUGAAUUUUCCUCCGUCACAAUGUCACUUUGCAGAGUCUGUCCAAUCCGACCACUAUCCAGUAUCAGACAAGACCGAAUUUCUAACCAUCACCUCUCCAAAACAAAGUGAAGCAAAAGUAUUAUCUACUAGCAAAUCAGACGAACAAAGGACUGUCUCAACAGACUCUGGCAUCAGUUCACCCGUUUCGAAGAAUAUACUCAGAAAAAGUGGGUCCACGGAGGCUGGUGCACCUGAAUUUCUUUUAGAUAACUGCAACGAUUCGGUGUCGACAUCAACGUCUACAUCACAUUCUCGCAUUUCAACUACUUACAGUCACUACAAACGAUCUGUUUUACUACGAGCCAGACGACAAGCGGAUAACCUCCGCUUUAAAUUUCUCAAGGAACGUCGUGCAGCAGCUAAGAGCAGUUAUUGUGUUGGGUCACUUCUGUCUGCAGGACUGCGUUUUUUAUAGACACUGUACAUAGUUUUUAUACUUU